AUGGAAUCAUUUUUUGAUCAAGAACGAUUUAAUUCUCACAUAUUGCCUACUAUUUAUAAAUCAAUCGAUAUUUUAUCUAUGAAACUUAAAACUGUUGCUCAAAGAUUAAAGAAGGGAAAGAGAAAACGAAAAAAUAAUUUAACUAAAGAAUCAGAUAAUUAUGAUGAUUUAGAUGAAUUAAAGAAAGUCACUUCUAAAAUACCGAAUAUCGAACAUGAUACUCAUACUCAAGGUGAGACUUCAAUGAAUUUAGGUAAAGAAAUUCUCUUUGACGAAACAGAUAAAAAAGACAAUAUCAACAACCAAACUGAGUCAGACUUAAGUGAAUCACAUGUGUUUCAUGGGGAAGAUAAUUUGGAGGAGGAAAAUACUGAUGAUUCUUCACUUCUUAUGGCUAAUUCAAUUAGCUAUAAGCAGCUUAUUAUUGGAACUCUUCGACUUAUUAGUUAUAUUUAUCGAUCACCAAAUGUAGCUUAUGAAAAUUCCGAUUUCAUUAUGAAAAAUGGAAAUAUUGAUUAUUUAUUGCUGAAAAAAAUAUCUGUACCUUUGAUCAAUCAAUUGUUUAAUUCAUACCAUGAAUUUGGUAAUAAAUUUUUUUUCAUAAACCGUAGAAAGAAAGUUUCUAAAGACAUGCGUACAGUUAUGAGUCAUUCUACUGUUGCAAUGAAUUUUUUAUUUAAACUGAUUUUCGAAAUUUCUCCAUGUGCAUUGGUGUCUGUUCUAUUUAUGUAUAUACAAAAUGAUGAUUAUGCAAAGUCAUGUUGUUCAAUUCUGCGAGAUUACUUAAUUCCUUACAUCACUAAAUUCAGUCGCUUGCGACAUGAGCAACUCGUUUACGAAAUGCGAUUGCGACAAAUGAUCACUGACAAAGAUUAUAUGCAACUCUUUGAAAUUUUAAAAGUUGAUAUUGAACGAGUAAUUUAUAGAAAAUAUCCUCUCCCAUUCAAUCUCAAUAAUAAUUUAAAGGCAUUACAUAUACUUAAAUAUCAUAUGUACAAGAGAAAUACGAAAAGUAUUCACUAUUAUGAAUCUGAAGAAGCUGUUCAACUUAUGUCAAAAAAAGGAGAAAAAUCUUCGUUAAUAGUGUUUGUACGAGGUAUGUGUGUGUUCAUAUUUGAUGUUCUAGAAUGCAAUGGAGAAAAUGUAGAAGAUAAAAGUUGGGCUGAACGCUUGAUGCUAUACCAACCCUUUCUUAAAGAACGAUGUGAAAAUAUAAUAACUGUUACUGAAAUCCAUGAAUCGGAACUUGAUUCUCUAAUAAAGCGACCAACCUUCAUUUACGUAAAAACAUGUGGAUUGGGACUCGGCACUUUUUUCUGCACUUUUCACAAAUAUGAACGAAAAGGGCGAAGAACAUCGACGAUUACUGAGCUUCCGCGCUAUAAUCCAUCUAUUACGCAUCAAAAUCCAUCAGUAAAACCAACAACACAUUUCAAAAAAAACAAAUUUGCAAUUAUUGAUCAGUUAUAA
This is a messenger RNA of Cotesia congregata, 1470 nucleotides long. NCBI's taxonomy places the organism in Eukaryota, Metazoa, Arthropoda, Insecta, Hymenoptera, Braconidae. The record is from the annotation of a GenBank genome assembly.